ACACAUACACACACACACACACACACACACAGUGUUUCCUGUGUGUCUCUUUCCAAACUUGUCAGUCAACCAGUCAGUCAAUUAUAUUUGUGGGGGCUUGUGUGUGUGUGUGUGUGUCGUGGGGAUGUUGAAAAGAACUUAUAACCAUCCUUCAUCUCUAUGACCGAAGACAAGAGACACAAAGACAAGGACAAGGGGACAUAUUGUUUCUCUCAGAGGAAACAGGUCACUUUCCUGACUUCACCACUGCUGCUGUCUAUGAGCUGCACCGGGGCAGAGGAGUGGACUUUCCGACAAUCUUGACACUCAGAAAAACACUGUUGAAGCUCCACAAUCAUCAUCAGCAGCAGUUGAGAUCAUGUCCUCGCCUUCCCUCCCUAUGCCACCUCUCCCCCCGAGCCCUCUGGCCAUGGAGUACCUGAAUGACUUUGACCUCCUCAAGUUUGAGGUGAAAUCAGACACUCCUCCACUCCCUCCACCGUGUUCAUAUCCCAAAUCCGGCCUCACCCACGACCCCUCCAGCUCUCCCUACACCGGCCACCCUCCACAGGACUCCAGCUUGAGUUCCAGCCCGUACAACUCUCUGCCACCCUCACCAACGCUCAGCGACACUCACCCACCACCUUCGGGCUCUUCUUCAUCAUCCUCCUCCAUCUCCUUCCCCCUCUCCAUCUCAAACAGCUUCACCUCUGGCAUCAGCUCUGGCUCUCAAGGGAACGUGGAAGGCAGCCCGGGUCAUGGCGGUCCUCAGGGUCCCACUCCGGCUUCGUUGGAGGACCUGAUUUGGCUGGCAGCCUUACAGCAACAGUUCGGAGGGGAGGUGACAGGGCCUGCCACUCUGCUGGGAGCCUUAGGAGGAGUACCAGAGAGAGGUGACAGGGAGAGGGGGCCCGGGAAUGGCUUUCUGGGCUGUGAAGAUGCUGUGGAGGCCUUACUGAACUCAGCUGCUGCAGCUGUCAGCUCACAGUUUCCAGGUCUUUCCCAGAGUUCAAGCUGCAGCCUGGGAGACUCUGGUAGUGACAGCGGAGGCGACAUCUCCUGCGCCAAGGGGACAGACAUGAGUCAUCGUCCGCUUGUCUUCCUCUCAUCGGUCCCUGCCUCACUCCCCAACACCGCCCAUGCCUCAGGUCCCUACCAACAGCCCCUCAGUCCCCAGGGCCGCCUUCAUCACCACCAGCAUCACCAUCAUCUGCACCAUCCACACCUCCCCAUGCAUGCAAACCAUCAACCUCAUCACCACCCACAAGUUAAUCAGCAGAAUGCGAAUGACCGCUUCUCUGACGAGCAGCUGGUGAACCUGUCAGUGCGAGAGCUCAACCGACACCUGCGCGGAGUGAGUAAGGAUGAGGUGGUGCGCUUGAAGCAGAAACGCCGCACACUAAAGAACCGUGGCUAUGCCCAGUCCUGCCGCUACAAGCGCUUACAGCACCGCCACGCUCUGGAGUCAGAGAAACAUGUGCUCACGCAACAGCUGGAGCAGCUUCAGUGUGAGCUGACCCGAGUGCUGAGGGAGAGGGACGCCUAUAAGGCUCGCUAUGAGAAGCUUCUCAGCACCAACCGCAGCAACGGUGGCGAUGCCCCAAAAACCUGCACCAGCAACAACCCACCUUCCCCACCCCCUGACUACUUUCUCUGAGUUUCACCCACUGGGGGAAAUGAGAUGAAGACAAACCCAGCCAAUAUGGAGCGAUCAGUGAGGAGUAAUCAGGCUUAGGAAACAAAGAUGUGUGUGUGUACGUGAGGUGCGUGACCGUGUGUUUGUGUGUGUGCAAGAGGGAAAGUGGGAGAGAGACGCUGGCGGGCAGUUUUGGGGUUACACAGCUGUGAAGUUCACCCCUGAGUGAAUAGUUAUUACAGGGAAUUAGCAUUAGACUCGGCUGCCUCAUGAAGUAGGUUUUACUCGACUGUGAAUAGUUGCACAAAGACUGGCUGAGAGCUCUUUGAGAACUUUUGCUGGAUAUUAGUGCAACAAUGGACAAAUAUGAAAAUGUAAUUUGAAAAAGCUUUAAAAGUCUUUGACACUGCUGAACAUUUCAUCUCUGCAAUAUAAUGUAGCUGCAAUGUACUUCCAAAAUGAGUGUUUGAGGCUCAUAUUGUAGUUUUUUUUUUAUGAUAAGCUGCUAAAGCUGCAGAUGUGAGUAGUGCAGUGGUGCUGGAUGUGGAGUGAUAUGGGCUUGGAUAAUUCACAGUUGCCUACCAAAGUGUUUGAGCUCACCGGGACUUGUUAUUCUUUGUAAAGAUGAAUAAUCAUAGAUUUAAGAAUGUACUCAGAUAUCUUUCAUGGGACUCUUCCAGUGACUGUGCUAAAAGAGUAGGGUUUUUUUUUGGCAAAGAAAUUUUGAAUGAAAUUGUGACUUUUAGCCAUGAACAGAGAAGACUUGUUGUUUGCUCUGGAUAAUUGUUUUGUUUUUUUCUUCAUAUCCAAAGAAGUGAAGCUGGUGGUGAAAGCAUCAAAGAAACCCAUCACAACGCGCAAACACAAAGAAAUGAAGUGUGGCAUGAUUUGUGUGAUUGUGUCCAGUUCUCCAGAUUAUACAGACGUUCACCAUUUUAAUGCAACAUGUCGCCCCACAGAGCCGGCCACUGUGGAAUCUGUGGGCUACUCCACAUGCAACACAGAAUCAACUAUGCAAGUAAAGUAAAAGGCAAACAACUUUCUUAACUUUGCCAUGGAAUCACUGGGUUCACGCAUUAAUUAGAACUAUUUAUUUUGGGUGUAGUUUAAAUAAAUCGUUCUUUUAUUUAUUCACUUAUUUAUUCAGUAUUUAUUGUUUAUUUAUGUGUUGAUUCUAAUUAUUUGACUGGGUUUAUUUUAUUAGUGUGUAUUUUUACUUUCUGACAGUUCAUUAUUAUUUCAUCCUAUUGUAAUUAGAAUGGCCUUAUUACCAAAACAAAAGAAGAAAAAAAAAUAGGGCCAUUCUUGUGGUAUCCUGCUCCUGUUGUAGUGUGGUUUCAUAAGCAUA
Solea solea (common sole) is the source of this 2963-nucleotide messenger RNA. RefSeq names its product neural retina leucine zipper (gene nrl). The transcript is spliced from 5 exons. Lineage: Eukaryota; Metazoa; Chordata; Actinopteri; Pleuronectiformes; Soleidae. Gene Ontology annotation, molecular function: RNA polymerase II cis-regulatory region sequence-specific DNA binding; DNA-binding transcription factor activity, RNA polymerase II-specific. Gene Ontology annotation, biological process: regulation of transcription by RNA polymerase II. The coding region runs from base 359 to 1636 and encodes 425 amino acids. The record is from RefSeq and is a predicted model, not a curated record. Gene Ontology annotation, cellular component: nucleus.